Trachemys scripta elegans is the source of this 1573-nucleotide messenger RNA. RefSeq names its product G protein-coupled receptor 180 (gene GPR180). Bases 47 to 1366 code for a protein of 439 amino acids. The transcript is spliced from 9 exons. Gene Ontology annotation, biological process: G protein-coupled receptor signaling pathway; response to pheromone. The record is from RefSeq and is a predicted model, not a curated record. Lineage: Eukaryota; Metazoa; Chordata; Testudines; Emydidae.
UCACGUGACACAGAGGUGGCGGGGGACCCGUGCCGCUGCACCGGGGAUGGGGCGGCUGCUGUGGCUGCUGUGCCUGGCCGUGGGCAGCAGCCGCUGGUGGCUGCGGGGCGCCCAGGGGAAGACGCUGCGGGGCCGCUUCUCCAGCGCGGGGGGCGGGGCGCAGCCGGCGGCGCGGUUCCAGUUCCACGGUGACCAUGCUGUUCUGUAUAUCAGAAUCAACAAUGUAGCAGCAGCUGUUGAAAAAGAGGCCAGACUUCACCUUUUUCAAGCACAGGAAUGGCUAAAGCUGCAGGACAGCACCCAAGAUCACAGCUGUGGAGAGAAACUGUCCAAAGCUCAGCUGACAGUGCCUAUGAAUCUCACAGAGCAAAAUCUGACAGUGACCCAGAUUCCAUAUCCAGAAACGUGGUAUGUGUUUUAUGUAGACAAGUUUACCUGCGAGGAGAAUUAUGAAAAUUCUGAAUCCGAGGAUAUUCAAUUUGAAAUGGUGUUACUAAACCCAGAUGCAGAAGGGAAUCCAUUAGAUCACUUUAGCGCAGGGGAAUCGGGAUUACAUGAAUUCUUUUUCCUACUUGUCCUGGCAUACUUUGUAGCUGCUUGCAUAUAUGCUCAAUCACUAUGGCAAACUCUUAAGAAAGGUGGACCUAUGCAUACUGUCUUAAAGGUGCUAUCAACAGUAUUAUUGUUUCAGGCUGGCUCAGCAUUUGCCAACUACCUGCAUUUCUCAAGUUACGCUAAAGAUGGAAUAGGGGCACCUUUUAUGGGAAGUCUGGCAGAAUUGUGUGACAUAGUCUGUCAGAUACAAAUGCUGUACCUAUUGCUGAGUUUGUGUAUGGGUUGGAUGAUAGGCAGAAUGAAGAAAUCUCAAAGCAGACCCCUUCAGUGGGAUUCCACUCCAGCGUCCACUGGCAUUGCUGUAGUAGUUGUUGUAACCCAGAGUAUUUUACUAAUUUGGGAGCAGUUUGAAGAUACUAAUCACCACAGCUACCAUUCACACCACAGUUUAGCAAGUGGACUUCUUAUUGGGCUAAGAGUUUGCCUAUCUCUGUCAUUGGCCUGUGGUCUCUACCAGAUCAUCAGAGUGGAGAGAAGUACACUCAAAAGGGAAUUCUAUAUCACCUUUGCCAAAGGCUGCAUCCUGUGGUUUUUGUGCCACCCGGGUCUUGCAACCAUUUCUGUGCUAUUUAGAGACUAUCAAAGAGAAAAGGUUAUUACCAUAGGUGUUAUCCUCUGCCAGUCCGUCUCCAUCGUUAUCCUCUACAGACUUUUUCUGUCUCAUAGUCUAUAUUGGGAAGUAUCUUCUCUGUCAUCAGUGACAUUGCCACUGACCGUGGCAUCUGGACAUAAAAGUCGACAUUACUUCUGAGAUAUAUUUAGGAAAGAAUACAGUGCAAUAAUGACCCAAAUACAGCUAUUUUCAUCACGUCAGUGUGCUACAACAGUUUCCCUGGAAAAACUGAAUCAUAAAAUCAGAGCACAUCACUGAUCCUGGAUCUGAACAAGUCCCCAAAUUAGGUACAUUGGUUGAUUUUAAAAAUAAAACUGGUGGUAUGAAAAUAUAUUUAAAAUCUGA